CAGAUACGCUACGUCUCGCCAUCCACUAGAAUUAAAGUGUGGAUCCAUCUUUAUUAAUACACAUGUAAAUCUCCAAAUCUGGAGAGGGGUUUAGUCAAGAAACGUAGAAAGAAGAGAGAGAGGAGAAAGGGGGAAGAAAUGGGAAGAGGGAAAGUGGAAGUGAAGAGAAUAGAGAGCAAGAUCAGUAGACAAGUAACCUUCUCCAAAAGAAAACGCGGUUUGCUCAAGAAAGCCUACGAACUCUCUGUUCUAUGUGAUGCAGAGGUUGCUCUUAUCAUCUUCUCCAGCAGUGACAAGCUCUAUGAGUUCGGCAGUGCCACGAUUGACAAAACCAUUGAAAGGUAUUAUCGCUGUAAGAACAUUUUGGACAAUAAUAGGCUUGAUAAGUCUACACAGAGCUGGUGUCAAGAUUUGAUAAACCUCAAAUCCAAAUAUGAAUCUCUUCUUCGCACUCAUAGGUAUUUGCUUGGGGAAGAUCUUGAAGAUAAGAGUGUAAAAGAAUUGCAGACGCUCGAGAGAGAGCUUGAAGGAGCUCUUUUCGCGACCAGACAACGCAAGACACAGGUUAUUACUGAAGAAAUGGAAGAGCUUCGGAGAAAGGCAAGUGUCAAGUCGUUGUAUUAAUAGCAUAAUAUAUAUAUAUAUAUAUAUUAUAUUUGUAUGUAUGCAUUAGUACUAUAUAAUGAUUUGACUUAUAAAUUGCAGGAGAGGCAGCUCGGAGAUAUAAACAAGAAGCUGAAGAUUGAGACAGAAGGUCAUGGUUUCAAAGGCUUUCAAGACCUAUUGCUAUGUUCGGCUGCAGCAGCUGGUUCCACUGAUUUUACCUUGCAGUCCUCUCACCAUAACUCUAUGGAUUGCAACGUUGGAAACUUCUUACAAUUCGGGUUUCAACAACAAUACGAGCAAGGUGGCGGAUCUUUGGUAGUAACGAGUAAUGUGGGACGUGACCAUGAAACCAACUUUGUCCAAGGAUGAUGAGUUCCACAACUUGGUAUUGACUAAUGUAGAAGUCACGACGGAUCGGUCAGGCGAUACGGCUACAUCUUAUGUUUCACGAUUACUGUCUUAUUUGUUUUCUUUUUCUUAUUAUGGGACCUCUUAUUACUGACUUAGCAUCUUGGACAUAUAAUUUAUUUAUCUGACGAUUGGCUAAGGCGUGAGCCACGUUCCUAUGCUUUGGUUACCUUUCCAUUCGGUAAUCAAUUUUUUUUUCCACGUUUUAUAAGAAAAUGCGAUUUUACUUUCUC
Molecule: messenger RNA, 1247 nt
Organism: Thlaspi arvense
Lineage: Eukaryota; Viridiplantae; Streptophyta; Magnoliopsida; Brassicales; Brassicaceae
Source: the annotation of a GenBank genome assembly